This is a messenger RNA of Scatophagus argus, 2104 nucleotides long. RefSeq names its product glycine receptor subunit alpha-2-like. Bases 1 to 1455 code for a protein of 484 amino acids. Lineage: Eukaryota; Metazoa; Chordata; Actinopteri; Scatophagidae. Gene Ontology annotation, molecular function: chloride channel activity; transmitter-gated monoatomic ion channel activity; glycine binding. The record is from RefSeq and is a predicted model, not a curated record. Gene Ontology annotation, cellular component: plasma membrane; synapse; neuron projection. Gene Ontology annotation, biological process: nervous system process; signal transduction; chemical synaptic transmission. The transcript has 10 exons.
AUGCUGUUGCACAGCUUGUGUAUGGUGUGGGCUUCAUCCAUAAUUUUUCUGCAAGGCAGGUCUGUGCUCUGUAAGGAGAUGAAGUUCCCCAGCAGGUCGACCAAGCCCCCCUCUCCAUCUGACUUUCUGGACAAACUGAUGGGACGCACAUCUGGCUAUGACGCUCGCAUCAGACCGAACUUCAAAGGUCCUCCUGUCAACGUCACCUGUAACAUCUUCAUCAACAGCUUCGGAUCCAUCACUGAAACAACUAUGGACUACCGGCUCAAUGUAUUUCUGCGACAGCAGUGGAAUGACCCUCGACUGGCGUACAAGGAGUAUCCAGAUGACUCUCUGGACCUGGACCCCUCAAUGUUGGACUCCAUUUGGAAACCUGACCUGUUCUUUGCAAAUGAAAAGGGAGCCAACUUUCACGAGGUGACGACAGACAACAAACUGCUUCGGAUAUUCCAGAAUGGAAAUGUCCUCUACAGCAUCAGACUGACACUUACACUUUCCUGUCCCAUGGAUCUGAAAAACUUCCCCAUGGACAGCCAGACAUGCACGAUGCAGCUUGAAAGCUUUGGCUACACCAUGAAUGACCUUAUUUUUGAAUGGCUGGAUGUGGGAGCGGUGCAGGUGGCUGAUGAUCUGAUGCUCCCUCAGUUUGUGCUGAAAGAGGAGAAAGGCCUCGGUUACUGCACCAAACACUACAACACAGGUAAAUUCACCUGCAUUGAGGUCAAAUUCUACCUGGAGCGUCAAAUGGGCUACUACCUGAUCCAGAUGUACAUACCGAGCCUGCUCACUGUCAUCCUGUCCUGGGUGUCGUUCUGGAUCAACAUGGAUGCGGCCCCGGCCAGAGUGGGACUGGGAAUCACCACUGUACUCACCAUGACCACACAGAGCUCUGGCUCCAGGGCCUCCCUGCCAAAGGUGUCCUAUGUGAAAGCCAUAGACAUCUGGAUGGCGGUGUGUCUUCUUUUCGUGUUUGCUGCACUGUUGGAGUAUGCGGCCGUUAAUUUUGUUUCACGCCAGCACAAGGAGUUCUUCAGACUGAGGAAGAAGCUCAAAGAGCAACAGCGGCAGAGGACUGUGAGUGGUCAGCAAGCAAGUGGUGACAGUAAGGGGAAAGGAAACAACAUGUCAGGCAACAGUGCUCCUCAUGGGAACGUAACCCAGCAGUGCAGCGUCUGUGCCAGGGAGGAGGAGCUGGCGCAGCAGGGUUUACUCUACCAGAGUUUUGGACUUGCACUGUCAACAGGAAAUGCAGCAGAAAUGGACGCAACACCAGUCUUUGCAGAUUUACCUCCCGGUUUGGGUUUCUAUGACAUACGCAGGCGCUUUGUGGAUCGGGCAAAAAGGAUUGAUACCAUCUCCAGGGCUGUUUUCCCCAUGAGCUUCCUCAUGUUUAACGUCCUCUACUGGCUUACCUACAAAGUUCUACGACAUGAAGACCUUCUAGCUACAAUGUGACAACACAAUGACUGAGGACUGUAAAGACACCAGAUACUACUUAUUCUGCUCUCUUCACUGAAACAUUUACAGGCUGAGUCCUCAGCUGAGCCAUGCAAGAUGCAUAGUGACUGCAUGUCCAGUGCUACUGGGAAAUGCCAUGACAUGGAGGAGUCCAUUGGUCUCUUUAAUUUUUUAAUAAUUUCAAAGGAAUCCACUUUUCAAUGCCACUGAUGCUUUAUGCAUUAGACGUCAGUGUACAGUAUGUGUGGUUGGCAUCCUAAGAUUAUCAACUCACGUUUUUUUGCGGAUUUUCUCCAUCUGCAGUUUCUGUGUCUUCACAUGUAUUGUACUGCAGCACAUCUUUACCAGGCCUGCAGUUGUUACUUUACACUAGUAUUAAUGGUGUCAUGAUCAACAGUGUCCAGAGCUGCAAGUUUCAUAUCACAGAGACAAAAUAAUAUCACAACAAGCAGCAACUUUGAAAGACUAGCAGCUCCGCUGUGUUUCUUACCUUGGCUACAGAUUUACAGACCUGGGAAAUACAGGAAUGAAAAUACUUAGUUUCUUUGUACACCUCAGGAAUCUGGCAUUUAAUGUCAUCUAUUCUUAUUAUUAUUACAAGAUUAUGUUUCAUGCUUGCAAAAUGGACAGAGAUUUCAUGAUCAAC